Molecule: messenger RNA, 5865 nt
Organism: Triticum urartu
Lineage: Eukaryota; Viridiplantae; Streptophyta; Magnoliopsida; Poales; Poaceae
Source: RefSeq, a predicted model, not a curated record
AGCUCGCCAUGCACGGCCACAGGUGCAGCGCCAGGUUGCCACAACUGACACUGCCACGACCAUCCCUUGACGCAUUGGUGUUGCUCCACUGAAGCACCGGCGAUGCUCCGGCGGCCCUGCAAUGCCCCAACAUAACACCGAUGAUGCUUCGUUGCAGCACCGGCGAUGUUCCGACGGCCCGGCAAUGCUCCAACACAACAACAAUGAUGCUUCGUUGCAGCACCGGCGAUGCUCCAGCGGUCCGGCAAUGCUCCAACUUCGUUGCAGCACGGCGAUGCUCCAGCGAUCCGGUGCUCCAACACAACACCGAUGAUGCUUCGAUGCAGCACCGGCGAUGCUCCGGCGGCCCGGCAAUGCUCCAACACAACACCGAUGAUGCUUCGAUGCAACACCGGCGCCCCGGAAAUGCUCCAACCCGACACCGAUGAUGCUUCGAUGCAACACGAAAGACCAAACUAAAAUGCUGAUAUAAUAAUAUCAAGAUUAGUGCUAACAUUCACCCCCUAAUCUUGAUAUCAUACUCUUCGAUGCGGAUCACCCGCAGCCACUUGACGAUGCCAUCACAACACCGCAGCCGACCACUCGCCGCCACCGACGCUGUCUCAGCGCCGGUCACCAUCUUGUCGGGGAUGACGUCCUCGCGACGCCGAUCACCACACCAUCAUCAUCUUGCGGCAUCGCACCGCAUCUCCUUGUAACGGCCUCGCACCGUCGUCGUGGCAGCCUAGCACCACCUUCUCCUCCUAGUGGCAUCCCACCGCAACCACAUGUUCGCGCAGCAUCACAGCGCCGAACACCUCCUUGUCGUGGACGACGCCAUCGCAACGUCGAGCACCACGCACAAUAUUGUCGGCGAUGACGCCAUCGCGGCGCCGAUCACCAUGCCGACUUGCCGCUAACAGCGGCCACUUCUUGACGUGGACCACGCCAUCUUCGUCUCGCGGCAUCGCACCGCAACCGGCCGCCGACAACAUCGCGCCACCGGCAGCCUCCACCUCGUGGCGCCGUCCUCCACCUCACAUGGAGUCGGCCGCGCCGCCGUCGCCGCAUCGGAUCGACGAGGCUCUGAUGCCAAUUGUUGGCGCCGCCUCUCGCAGCGCCACUUUUCUUCUACCUCGAGCUGCCUCGCACAACUCUCUUGAGGUUUCUCUCUUCUUCUCUCAAGAACACAAGAACACACACCAUGGAAACUCACACGCACACACACUUCAUCAAGGAGAAAGCUGGCUUUGCCUUGUCUCCCCGUGAAAAUCACAGUGGCUACAUGUUUUCACACGCUCUGAUAUCAAUUAAACCUCAGAAGAGUUGUGCGAGGAAGCUCGAGGUAAAAGAAAAGCGGCGCUGCGAGAGGCGGCGUCAACAUAUUUUACAGUUUCAUCUUCUCUGGUACUAGUGAUUUUCAGCUGGGCCUUUUCUUUGUUCAUUUGUUUUGAACAGGCCAACUGGUUGUUCUUCAGACUUCACAGUUCUAGUCUCUUAAUUAACAUGAAAGUAUUGAAAUAUGUCGUUUAGUUUUAGUCUGAAUCGUUGCAGCUUUCGUCGUGUCAUGUGCCUUGGUUGUCAUGCCGUCAUUUUCGAGGAUUUGAUCGACUUGAUGCCAUCUCUAUUACACUCACUGGUGCCUCUGAACGCACGCUGCACUCCUCUCCGUAGAGUUGUCUGAGCCACUACUGUAAUCAUCCACUAAUUUAAUUACCGCGUCCCCGGGUACUCGUGCUAAUGCACAUGACUUGAUGCAUCUCCUCAACUAACGCUGCGCUCCAUAGGCUUAGUUGUUUGAACCACUACUGUGUAAUGCACGUGAUCAGAUCCGCUUUAAUCGCGUACUAUUAUACAUUAAUCGGUGGCAGGCUGUACGCUCUGUAUACAACGGAAAAGAGUGCAGCAGAGCUGUAAUCAGUCUAGCUUGCUUGCUUGCUUCACCUACCAAGUCAUCAGCACACCCGGAGAUUCUGAGAUCUCAACUCUGUUGCGAGAGACUCGUACGGUGCCUGCUGCCGGAGAUGGCGGAGACGGUGGUGAGCAUGGCGAGGUCCAUGGUGAGGGGCGCCAUCAGGGUGGCUGCUUCUGCCGCUGCCGCUGAGGUGGGCCUCCUCGUCGGCGUCCGAAAGGAUAUCUGGUUCAUUAAAGACGAGCUCGAGACGAUGGAGGCAUUCCUGGAGGUCGCUGAAUCAAUAAACAAGAAAGAUGUGCUCCUGAAGGUGUGGGCAAAACAAGUAAGGGAUCUGUCAUACAACAUUGAAGAUUGCCUCAGUGACUUCAUGGUGCAUGUUGGAAGCCAAAGCUUGUUACGUCGGCUCAUGAAGCUCAAAGAUCGCCAUCGGAUUGCCAUACAGAUCCGUGAUCUCAAAACAAGAGUUGAAGAAGUAAGCAUCAGGAACACACGCUACAACUUGAUCAAGGCGGCGGCCUCCAACACCAUUGGUGACAUGGAUUCUCACAUGGAAGAUGUCCGCAAUCACUCGGCUAGCAACAUUGAUGAAGCAGAACUUGUUGGCUUUUCUAAGCCGAAGAAAGAGUUAAUUAAGUUGAUGGAUGUCAAGACUGAAGAUGGUACAGCCAAGGUGGUAUUUGUUGUUGGCAUGGGUGGUUUAGGAAAGACUACUCUUGCCAGGAAGGCAUUUGAAAGUAAGGAAGAUAUUGUGAAUAAGUUUUCUUGUCGGGCUUGGAUCACAGUCUCGCAGACAUUUUCCAAGAUAGAGAUGCUCAAGGAUAUGAUCAUGCAACUUUUCGGAAAUGAAGAACUGAAGAAGCGUUUGAAGGAACUUGAGGGGAAGACGGUGCAAGUAGAUGAUCUCGCCAGCUACCUUAGGGAAAUGCUACAGGAGAAGAGGUACUUUAUUGUUCUUGAUGACUUGUGGACCACUGAUGCAUGGGGGUGGAUCAAAGAUAUUGCUUUUCCAGCUACUAACAUCAAAGGUAGCCGGAUAAUAGUAACAACACGAGAUAUUGGCCUAGCUCAGCAGUGUACUUCCAAAUCGCUUAUUUACCACCUUAAACACCUACAGAUAGAUCAAGCCACAAAUUUGCUACUGAAAAAGAUUGGGAAAACACACACAGAAACAGAAAGUGAUGAAAGGAUGCGGAAUGUGAUCUCCAAAAUAGUUAAUAAGUGUGGUGGUUUACCAUUGGCUAUACUAACCAUAGGAGGUUUGCUUGCUACCAAAGUGGUAGAAAUGUGGGAGAGUAUUUAUGACCAGAUUCCCUCGGAGCUUGAGACUAACCCAAGCCUUGAAGCAAUGAGGAGGAUGGUCACUCUUAGUUUCAACCACUUGCCAUCUCAUCUUAAAUCAUGCUUCCUAUACUUAAGCAUCUUUCCGGAGGAUUUUGAAAUCAGGAGAAGACGUUUGGUUGAUAGAUGGAUAUCAGAGGGGUUUGUGAGAGCUAGUGGUGGAGUUAAUGUUGAGGAUGUUGGAAUAGGUUAUUUCAAUGAGCUAAUCAACCGAAACAUGAUUCAACCAUCAAAAGUGAACAUAGAAGGAGUUGUUAAGAGCUGCCGGGUCCAUGAUAUCAUGCGUGAUGUAAUGGUCUCAAUUUCUCGAGAUGAAAACUUUGUGCACCUGGUGGGAGAUAGUGAAUCCAGUAUAAUAGAGGGGAAUUUCCGUCAUGUAGCAUACCAUGGUAGCAAGGGCCAAAAUAUUGGCAUGGAUUGGAGCCAUGUUCGGUCAUUAACAAUGUUUGGUGAGAGACCCACGGAGUCAUCACCUUCAGUUUGUUCAAGCAACAUGAGGAUGCUUAGAGCCUUGGAUCUGAAGAAUACACAGUUUAAAAUUAGACAAAAAGAUAUAAACAACAUUGGGUUGCUGUACCAUUUGAAAUAUGUGAGCUUUCCUGGAGAUACAUAUAUAUAUGCACUUCCAAAGUCUAUUCGGAGAUUACGAGGUUUGCAAAACUUGGAUAUUAGAAAUAGUUAUAUCACAGCACUGCCAAUUGGGAUCUGUGAACUUCAUAGUCUCCGCAGCCUUCGUUGUAGCAAAAUAUCAAAGUCCAUCUAUUUUAGUCCAAAUUACCCCAUGGAUUGUUUGAUGGAGACAUUGCGCCUGCCCAUGCUAUGCACACCUUUAGUUGAUCUCGACGAGCAUGCUCACCUAGUUGCUGAGCUACAUAUGGGGAUAUCUAGUCGGUGGUUCAGGACAGAAGGUGUGAGGAUUCCAAGAGGGAUCGGCAACUUAAAGGAGCUGCAGAUACUAGAGGUGGUGGACAUCAAACAAACCAGCAAGAAAGCAGUUAAAGAGUUGGGGGAGCUUAUUCAGCUAAGAAAACUGAGCAUGCUAGGCAAAGGAAGUUUUGCCGAGCAAAAACGCAAGAUACGGUAUCUCUGUGCCGCCAUAGAGAAGCUCUCUUCCCUGCGCUCUCUUAGUCUGGAUUUUGACUAUGAUUUUGACUAUAGUGUUGGAUCACUCGAGUGGUUGCAUAAUGUCUCCUCCCCUCCUCCCCUGCUAAAUAAGUUGAAGUUGGUCGGACUACUUGGAGGGAAGAUGCCCGAGUGGGUUGGCAGUCUGAAGCAUUUGGUGAAGAUUCAUUUGGGGUGGAGCAGACUAAAUGAAGAUCAAAUAACGGAAAUGCUAGGGGAGCUGCCCAAGCUCAUGCUCCUCAGUCUGCGCACAUUUGCUUAUUUUGGGAAGAAGUUAGUGUUCAGAGCGAGAUCAUUUCUCAAUCUGAGGAAACUCUCCAUUCAGCAGCUUGGUGAACUGAGGGAGGUGAGAUUCGAGAAUGGCGCCUCGCCACAGAUGGAACUGCUAGAAUUCAGUGUUUGCGAUUUGGAAUCAGGGAUUAUUGGUAUCAUUCACCUUCCAGUGCUCGAGCAGAUUUCACUUGGUUACAAGGGCAAAGUGGCCAACCUUGAUAUUCUGCAAGGUGAAGUGGACGCACACCCCAACCAUCCCGUGCUGCAACUCAACAAAGACCGCAGCGAGCAUGACUUGGGGGAUGUUAUCCAAGGAUCCAAUGUUGCAGAAACAGAGGAUGAAGACGAACCAUCCUCGCUCCUUGAGACUUGUACGGCGGGGGAGAGCUCACAACCAGAAGUGGUGGUCAUGCCGACGAGGAAUGUCAUCAGCCAUGAUGAUCUGCUCUACACUUACAAUUCAUGCUGAUGCCACACGCCUCUUUGUAAACGGCGAUGGUCUCGUCUCGUCUCUGUUUCAUAUGACGACUCACCUCUUGCUGGACACUAGACUUUCUCAGCAUGGGACAAGCUGGAGCAACACAUAAUGCAGCUGGAACUAUGGUGCACUGUCUGAUUGGUUCAAAAUUUGCUGAAUGUUACUAGCUAGCAAGGAAUCAGCUAGAGCAAGAUCAUAAUAAUAAACAUCCCAAGUUCCCAACAAUCCAGAGUGGUCGCCAAAGACACUGCAUGAACCAGAAGCUCGCAGUUUCUCGAUAAGUUCGUGGGCAUCUGAAGUGAACUGAGAUCAUACUCAUAACUACCUCUGAACACAUAUGUAUUCAACUGCGAGGAGAAGUGGAAGAUCCUACAGGCUAUAUCACCAGAAUGCUAUUCAAGUUUGGUAGCUGCUGGUGGCCUCUGAAGAUAUGUUGCCUGAUCAGAUCAAGUGGCAACUGCUGAUUCCCCUCAACAAGAUGGCAAUCGAUUCUUACUAGACAUGGAUAACUUGAUGAGAACAUAUUGACACAGACUAUAUCUACAUGUUUCUUCUCUGUAUUUUAAGACUGAGAACUCUAUUUGUUGCUGCUAACAUAUGUAUAUUUCCCUAUAAAUCGAGAAUGUGAACUCGCUAUCCAAGUUCCACAGAUUGAUUCCAUGAAACACACAUGCUGUGGCUGCACCCAUUCUUUCAUAUGUUUGUUCGACAAGAUUUUUGUACUACAUUUUGUACGAAAUAAAAAGUUGUUUGAUGAUAA